AUGGUUGCCGACUGGCUGGCUUGGUCUCGAUUGGAACCUGCUGGCAAGAACCCAAUCGUCGUUGUCCAAAAUCGGAAUCAAGCCAUUCUGAUCCCACGCACACCGACCAAGACUGAACAACACGGAUUUGCUCGGAAGAACGAGACGACCACUAGAAACUAUUUGGUACGCACGACCAUGGCGUCCUUUGACGAAAAAAUCAAGCAAGCCAUUCCGGCCGAGUUUCACAUGAUCUCGGGUUCGCACGAUUCCCAAACGUCGGCCGAUGUCUAUAAUACGGGCAAGUUUCAGCUCCCCAACCCAGCGGGUCGCGCUGGCGGUGCCUGUACAUCCGCCUUGUUACAGGUCCUCUACAACAAUGGUGUUGCUGCGGGGGAACUCUCCUGGGUCCAGUGUCUCCGUCAAAUGCGCACCGCCCUCAACGGCAUGGGGUUCGACCAGGUACCGCAGCUCACCAGCUCGCGACUGAUCGACGUCAACACGCCCAUGGCUAUUGUCCCACCCACCGCGACGGGUCGGAAACGUGCCGUUCUGAUUGGAAUCAACUAUACUGGACAACAGGGGCAAUUGUCGGGUUGCCACAACGACGUCAAGAAUAUUAUUAAAUUCUUGACCAAGGUGCACGGAUUCAACGAAACGGAAAUGCUCAUUCUCAUGGAUGACGGACAGCACCAUUCUCCAACGAAAAAGAAUAUUGAGGAUGCCUUUACGCGUAUUACGCAGUACAGUCAAGCGGGCGAUGUGGUCUUUGUACAUUAUUCGGGACACGGUGGCCGUGUGCGAGAUUUGGACGGCGACGAAGACGAUGGUUUCGACGAAACGCUGAUUCCGGUGGAUUUCAAAAGAGCUGGUCAAAUUAUCGACGACGAUAUUUUGAAAAUUCUCGUCAAACCGAUGCGACAAGGUGUCACCGUGACGGUCCUCAUGGACUGUUGUCACUCGGGAACCGUUUUGGAUUUGCCCUACCGAUUUUCCGCGGACGAUAGUAAAAUGCGCAUCGACCAAGGGAACGCGAAUUCGUUGUUUGGCAAAUUGGGAGACAUGGAUGUCGCCCAGGUUGCCUGUUGCGCUUGUUUGGCCUACGUGGUGGCCGAUAUGCUCUUGAAUUAA
Messenger RNA from Phaeodactylum tricornutum CCAP 1055/1, 1110 nucleotides. Its product is annotated as metacaspase. Gene Ontology annotation, molecular function: cysteine-type endopeptidase activity. The coding region runs from base 1 to 1110 and encodes 369 amino acids. NCBI's taxonomy places the organism in Eukaryota, Bacillariophyta, Bacillariophyceae, Surirellales, Neidiaceae. The transcript has 6 exons. Gene Ontology annotation, biological process: proteolysis. The record is from RefSeq and is a predicted model, not a curated record.